AAAGAAAAAGGCAACGCAAAUACUGCAUUUCUGGUGAAACAGAUAUAGAUUACCCAUAAAAGUGAUGAUGAUCCCUUUAUGAAUAAUCCAAAGCUAACCAAACCAAUUCACACAUAAGCAACUUUGUUCCACUCUGCAGCUAGCUGCAUACACUCACUCUUCUCUCUCUCUCUAGAAAACACCUUGUAAUUUGCCCAUCGUUGCAGCUGUUUAUGCAGUAGUUCUAUGAUUUCCGAUCGUUUCUAAUGUUUUAUUUUUCCUGCAUGUUUUUUCUCUUAUUGAUCGUUUGAAUUUAUCCGCUACGUGAUUUUUUCUUAUGCAGUUUAUAAUUUCUUAAUUGACGAUUGAAUUAUGUCCAAGGGUUUCAGUUUCUUCCUGAUGCUUUCUUCAAUUAAAAAUUUACUUUCUUAGAAAAAAGUAGCAAAUUCACAGUCGGCGGGAUUAAUUGUUCAAUUGAUAGUGUAGAAAUCCAGACAACGUUCAUCUUUUCUCGUUGAAUUAGCGUUUGGGGGCGGAGGGAUGUACGGGCAAUCUUCGCCUGCCCUAAUCGAGAUGCUAGGAGGGUUUGUUCUGUUUUCUCUGUUUUUCGCGUUUGUUUCGAGCAAGGUUUGCACUAAUGGCGGCGUGACGUCAUCACACACUUCUCGAUACGAGUUGUUGUACUCGAGGAAUUCAUCGUGGGAGAGACAAAAUCUAGCCCAACUGCAUCUGAUUCCUAGUGACGAUCAUUCGAUUCCGAGGAAAAUGUUGAGAGAAGAGGAUGAAAUUAAUUGGAACAUACUGUACAGAGAAACGAAGAGCUAUGGUGGAAAGAGGGUUAAUGGAGUCGAUUUUCUCAAGGAAGUUUCGUUGCAUGAUGUGAGAUUGGACCCAAAUUCGAUUCACGGUAUUGCUCAGCAGACGAAUUUGGAGUAUCUUUUAAUGUUGGAUGUCGAUCGGUUGGUGUGGAGUUUUCGUAAGACUGCAGGUUUAUCGACACCUGGCGAACCAUACGGUGGUUGGGAGGCACCGGAUGUCGAACUCCGUGGUCAUUUUGUAGGGCAUUAUUUGAGUGCAUCGGCACAAAUGUGGGCUAGCACACAUAAUGCCGAUCUCAAGGAAAAAAUGUCCGCUGUGGUUUCUGUUUUAUCGGAAUGCCAAAGCAAGAUGGGCAGUGGAUAUCUUUCGGCAUUUCCGUCUGAACUGUUUGACCGAUUUGAAGCUUUACAAGAAGUUUGGGCUCCGUAUUAUACGAUCCAUAAGAUAUUGGCUGGUCUUUUAGAUCAAUACACUUUGGCUGGCAGUGAUCAAGCUUUGAAUAUGACGAAGUGGAUGGUUGAUUAUUUCUAUAACCGAGUGCAAAAUGUGAUAUCAAAGCACACAGUUGAAAGGCAUUGGCUAUCGUUGAAUGAAGAAACAGGUGGCAUGAAUGAUGUUCUUUAUAAGUUAUACGUUAUCACGGGCGACAAAAAGCAUUUUGUAUUAGCUCACCUGUUUGACAAGCCGUGCUUUCUGGGUUUGCUGGCAUUGAAGGCUGAUGACAUAACGGGUUUUCAUGCCAAUACACACAUUCCGAUUGUUGUUGGAUCUCAAAUGCGGUAUGAGAUUACUGGCGAUCCACUUUAUAAGGAAAUCGGACUAUUCUUCAUGAAUAUAGUCAACUCAUCUCACAGCUACGUGACGGGAGGGACAUCAGUCGGCGAAUUUUGGUCUGAUCCAAAACGGUUAGCCACUACUUUAGAAACAGAGAACGAAGAAUCUUGUACAACUUAUAACAUGCUAAAGGUUUCUCGCCACCUGUUUAGGUGGACCAAAGAAAUGGCAUAUGCUGAUUAUUACGAAAGAGCCCUAACAAAUGGUGUUUUGGGCAUCCAACGAGGCACGGAUCCUGGAAUCAUGAUUUACAUGCUUCCAUUACAGCGUGGUGGCUCUAAAGCUCGAGGCUACCAUGGAUGGGGAACAAAGUUCGAUUCAUUUUGGUGCUGUUAUGGGACAGGUAUUGAAUCGUUCUCAAAGUUAGGAGAUUCGAUAUACUUUGAAGAGGAGGGAGUAGAUAUGGGGCUUUACAUCAUACAGUAUAUAUCAAGCUCCUUUGAUUGGAAAUCGACUCAUGUUGUGCUCAGCCAAAGAGUGGAACCUGUCGUUUCAUGGGAUCAAAGACUUCGUGUAACAAUCAAAAUUUCAUCGAAGAAGCAAGGAGAUGGAGCAUCAUCAACCCUAAAUUUAAGGAUUCCACUUUGGACAUAUUCGAAUGGUUCGAAAGCAUCUUUAAACGGUCAAGAAUUGUCCUUGCCGCCACCUGGCAAUUUCCUGUCGAUAACUAAAAAUUGGAGCAAUGGAGACGAACUCAUUCUUGAUCUGCCUUUGGCUCUAAGAACCGAGGCUAUCAAAGACGACAGGCCGGAAUAUUCUUCUCUUCAAGGCAUCCUCUACGGGCCCUACCUUCUCGCCGCACUGUCCAGCGGCGACUUUGACAUUAAAACCAACUCGAUUACUCCAGUUCCUGCCGAUUAUAACUCUCAACUCAUUACACUCUCGCAACAAUUCAAUAAUUCCGUUUUGGUCCUAACAAACUCCGAGGGAGUUUUAACAAUGAAAGAGUCUCCCGAAAAAGGAACCGACGCAGCUCUAAAAGCUACAUUCAGACUCAUAACUACAAACAACAACUCGGACGCGGAAACUUCCGCUCCAGUAGCAAACAGUGCAGUUGGCGGUACAGUUGUUUUAGAACCGUUCGAUUUUCCCGGGAUGUUUGUUUUGCAUGGUGGGGAUGGUGAGGGUCUUGGAGUGGGGGAUUCGAAUUCAUCCAACCGUUCGUUUGCUUUCCGUCUGACAGACGGAUUGGACGGUGAAGAUGGAACGGUGUCGUUGGAGUCUGAGAGUGAGAAGGGGUGCUUUGUGUAUGCUGAGGUGGCGAAUAACAACGGUGUGGAGAUGAAGUGUGGUUCGGGUUCGUUUGAUGAUGGGUUUCGAAGGGGGGCGAGUUUUAGGUUGGGGGGUGGGAUUAGUAAGUAUGAUCCUAUUAGCUUUGUGGGUAAAGGUGUGAAGAGAGAUUUUAUUAUGGUUCCUUUGCUUAGCUUGAGAGAUGAGUCCUACACUGUGUAUUUCAACUCUUCGACGUAAAAUUGUUGAUCAGGCUAAGAUGAAUAAAUGUUUAUUUAUUUAGAAAAGAAAAGAAAAAAAAAAGAAUAAAUGUUUUA
Molecule: messenger RNA, 3179 nt
Organism: Erythranthe guttata (spotted monkey flower)
Lineage: Eukaryota; Viridiplantae; Streptophyta; Magnoliopsida; Lamiales; Phrymaceae
Source: RefSeq, a predicted model, not a curated record